AGUCAGGUAACCGCCGCGCAGACGCGCGCCCGUUGCUCCUCGCAGACGGCAGGAGACGCGGAGGGAGGCGGCGCGCGCGAGCGGCUCGGCCCCGGACGGUUUUGCCUCGUGUUGGAAUUUACUUUUUGUUGGUUUGAAAAAAAGGAAAAAGAAGGAAAAAAACGCUAUCACCUUCUCACCGAAACCAACUUCACCGUCCGGUAAAAUAAAAAAAAUUAAAAAAAAGUUUGAUAAGCGUCACAUAAGCGGUCGUCCCGGCGUCGCCUUUGUGGAGCGAGCUCAGCGCGGAGGCUAACUCAGGUGUUCAGUUACACGGGGAACUUUGAGCUAUUUUAGCUGUGUUGCUAACUAAUUACGAAUUACUCCGCGAGGGCGAUUUCGCUCUCUUUUCGUUCUCUUCUCCGCGGGUUGGUUGCGUUGCCUCCACCUCACGACCUGGUUCCGUCUCCCUCCCGCGCCUCUCUGGACUCGGCGUAUCGCGUGGACACUUUGGAACAGCUGCCAGGAUGGAUGAGACGGAGAAGUACCAACAGAGGCUGGAGGCCAUUGCUGAGAAGCGUCGGCUGCAGGAGGAGCAGGACCGAGCUAGGAGAGACGCGGAGGACGAGAAGCUCCGACUACAGCAGCUCAAGAGAAAGUCUCUGAGGGACCAGUGGUUGAUGGACAAAGCUCCCUCGUCCCCGACCUCCCUGGAGGCCCCGAGCCCCCGCUCCCCCCUUCGGGGCUCCGCGGCCAAGGAGAUCGAAGAGAGCACUGACAGGCUGCAGUCUGAGAGUCAGCGGUUGGCAGAGGAGGAACAGCUGCAGAGUGAACAGACGGAGGACAGCCAAACGGAGGCUGUUAAAGAGGCAGCACCUGAAGCAGAAAUGGUGCACGGUGCUGUGGUGCAGAACGGAGAGCACAAUGGAUCGGAUGAAGUGAAGACAAAAAGCACCCAACCGGAGCAAACUGCAGCAUUCCUGAACAAUGGCGACGCCGACGACAACGGCGACUACGACUCUCGGGCCUCCACCAACGGAGAUGUUGGCGACAUAAUGUCGCAGCCCGGGAUGAGUUUGGGCGUUUCUGAGGCAGAGCCCGGUCAGGCUCCAAGCGUCAACUUCGAGGAAGAGGAGGAGGAGGAGGAGGAGGGCAUCCUGGUGAUGAGAGCGGAGCGGGUGAUCAUCACAGACGAGGGGGACGAGGUACCCGAGGAUCUCGCACACCAGAAGGAGACCACAAAGGCAGAGGAAGCGGUCCCGGAGGGAGUGGAGGCUGCGACGGGGGGGGUGAAGACGGAGCUUGCUCCAGAAACCUUCACAGAACCGGAGCAGAGCGAGGCAACUAAACCCGCUGCUGAGGAACACUCGGCACCUGGAGACUCGCAGGCGGGCGUGGCAACCAACGAAAGCGGCGACGCGCCUGAUGCGCAGGACAGAGAUUCGGAAGCCCCGACCUCUGCCCGGGCGCAGUCCCCAGCCGGCGCCUUAGAGGGCGUUGCGGUGGCUUUGGUGCCGCUCUACUCCCGGGCGCAACCCUGCGCUCUCGCCCCCGAGCAAGAGGCAGGGGGCGGAGCUGCAACGUCACCAGAGGGAGCCGAGGUGGCGCCGAAAUCCCCGAAUGCUGCCGCCCCGCCAGAACAGUUCCAGGAGGUGCCCCUGGCUGACCCCCAGGAGAGCCAGAGGACAGAUGUCGCGCCGAGGGAGCAGGACGCCCUCCUGGGCCGGUCUAGCGACACCAGUUCAGAGCCGCCGGCGGCCUCCGGCGGCGCAGAGACACACGGCUUGGCCGGUAAGGCAGCCGACGCGCGCAAACACAAGAGCUGCCAGUGCUGCUCCGUCAUGUAGAACCCCCCCUCCCAGUGCUGCUCCAUCAUGUAGAACCCCCCCCUCCCAGUGCUGCUUCUUUUUUAAACAUAUUUCUGGUUGGCAGAUGAGCCAGACAAUCUACAUACGACCACAAAAAACACAUUUCAGCUGCCGAAGAUCAAUUAAACGGUUUUAUCCAACUCCUGAGGAAAUUUCCAUGAUUGUAACAUGACAUUUUACAUCCAAAGAUCUGGUUUCAGAGAGACAUCUAAUGAUUUUAAGGCUGAUUUGUAUGGAUUUUGGUCUUUCAUUAGAGAUACUUUUGAUUCAAGUAUAAUGACUUUAUUACAGGUUUUGACAAUACACACACUAACAGCAUGAAAAUGUGUAAUUCAUGAGCAACGUGCACCACUGAAUAUUUUGUGGGACGUCGCCAGUUUUAAAAGAUUAUUUUAAGAUACCGGAAAGUAUGAAUUUUGUAUUUUUACCGGAUGUCCUUUUGAGAGUUUGUGCGUGGAUUUAUAAACCGCAGACAAACACACUGAAUGGAGCCUGUCUGAGAUGUCAGCUUGGAAACGAUUAAUGAAUGAUUUAAUGAUUAAACUGACAUUUGCAAUA
Messenger RNA from Gasterosteus aculeatus aculeatus (three-spined stickleback), 2405 nucleotides. It is a transcript of the gene palm3, whose product is annotated as paralemmin 3. Lineage: Eukaryota; Metazoa; Chordata; Actinopteri; Perciformes; Gasterosteidae. Gene Ontology annotation, biological process: regulation of cell shape. Gene Ontology annotation, cellular component: membrane. The record is from RefSeq and is a predicted model, not a curated record.